AUGGGAGCGGUGCGCUGUGCACGGUUGGCUAUCCCUCACAUGAGACCAACGGGUGGUGGACGCAUCAUCAACGUCACUCACCCCGGUGGUAAACAGCCGGACGCAGGCUCUGUUCCAACCUCUGUCAGUCGGGCGGCGGGCAUUGCGAUGACAAAAGCACUGUCUAAAGAGUUACUCGCCGACAAGAUCCUUGUCAACACGGUCUGCUUGACCUCAAUCAAGAGCGCGCAGGGUGAACGGUCUUGGAAGGCGGAUGGUUCGCCCGGCACGAUCGAGGAGUAUUGGGAAGCAAGAGGCGCGGAGCAUCCGCUCGGUCGCUUGGGUGAACCGACUGAGGUCGGUGAUCUCGUCGCUUUCCUUGUCUCGGAUCGGGCUUCGUACAUAACGGGGACAGCGAUCAAUAUUGAUGGAGGAUUAUCGGCGGUUGUUUAG
This is a messenger RNA of Geodia barretti, 432 nucleotides long. The record is from the annotation of a GenBank genome assembly. Lineage: Eukaryota; Metazoa; Porifera; Demospongiae; Tetractinellida; Geodiidae.